Messenger RNA from Esox lucius (northern pike), 2045 nucleotides. RefSeq lists its product as uncharacterized. The transcript is spliced from 5 exons. The coding region runs from base 796 to 1485 and encodes 229 amino acids. The record is from RefSeq and is a predicted model, not a curated record. Lineage: Eukaryota; Metazoa; Chordata; Actinopteri; Esociformes; Esocidae.
CUGCCCUGUAUGAUUUUCUUGAUUUAUUUAAUUCCUUCCUUCUGAUGACAACUCAAGAUGAAUGUUACUCACAGCUUCACUGGAGACAUGGAGGCCGACACACAUUUUGAAGCACACACACACACACAUACGGCCGAGUGAAAUUGGAAACAUACGGCAUGACUAAGCCUGCAGAGGCCGCGUUUGGAUUUGGCGGUGCAGGGUGGGGGGCAGGGAGAAAGGAGAGGGAGAGAGGUGAAAGUGGGAGGGGCUGACAGACUUAAAGGGAGCAGAAAACACUUUCACUUUCAGGCUGGCUACCCCCUGUCAGAGCUCUCAGACAGUCCUGCCCAGAGGGUGAGAGAGAGAGCUGGUCUGUUUCUCUCGCUCUGUCCAUUAGCUAAUUUAAAGGGGGAGAAAACAGUGAUUUGAAUUAGAGGUCAGGAAUAUCCUGGGUCAACAGGGAAAUUGAAAGGGAGAAAGCGAGAAAAAGUGAAAGGCUGACAGGCUUUGACUGGAAGUGGGAAAAUCCUGUGAGAGGGUUCUGCAGGAUUACGUUAGAGGAAAAGGGGGUUGAAGAGAUCUGGAAAGUACCAAAGAGACAAAAGAAGGAAUUCAAAAAGAGAUGGUCAACAGAGUUGGAUACUGAACAGUAGAGGAGGAAUAUACAGAGUACAGAUUCUCUGUCACAAGUCAGAAACUACGGGGGAAACUUUGCCUUCUCUGACCAGAGGACCAGAGGACUUAUGUGAUAAGCAUAUUGCAUGCUUUCAACCACAGAAAUGGAGAAGUGGCCUUACUUUGGAAGAUAAAAGGAUGUCACCAUCAGUUUUACUGUUGCUAUCAAUACUGACAGUCCAAGGUAGUGGAUGUGAAGACUUUUUGAAGGGUGUUGUCGAGAGCCUUAAAAGCACCAUUGACAAAGAACAUGCUGGAUUUCGUGAAAUGUUCCCUAAAGACUAUUGGAUUUCCCACCACUACAGUGAUAAUCUGCUGUGCAACACUGAUCCGUGUUGUGUUUUCCAGGCCGCCGCUGUCCUCUCUGACUCGUGGGCCCAGCUCCGCAGACAACUGUGGCCGGAGCACCAUAGCUUCAAGUUGAUCUCCGACCUUAUACAUGCUCUGGAUUACAGGGGUAUAACAAAAAAUAUAUUUGAGGAUCCCGAUGUCUCCAUUCUUCCCUACUUCUCCUCUUCUCCAGAGAAACUUCUCAACUUCACUUCAUCUGUUUUCUCUAGAUGGCUAGAGAUGGAGUGCUCAACCCCAGUGGACACUUGUUCCUUACCAACUCUGUCCCCUCCCGUUCAGGUGGAACAACCAGAAAAACACAAGUUAUUUAUUACCACACGUGCAAUUCACAGGCGACCCAGUGAGAAUGAAGGAGAAACAGGGAUGAGGUUAUACUACACACAGCCACCAAUCAAUGGGUGCCCAGCAUCCACACAGCUUCUUGGUUUUGUCUGGAGCCUUCUCUUUUUUUGUGGACUAAAUUGGAUACUACUGUAGAGCAGUUGCUGUGGUUACCUUAAGUGGAUCGACUCAAUGACGCACAGAAAAUGCAAAAAAAAGAUUGAAAAAUAAUCCCUGCUUUUUGACAAAAUAUGUCCUUUCGUUUCUGCAACAUUUUUUGGAGCAUCAGCCGUCUUUUCCCUCAUUCUGUCUGUCUUGGGUGUCCUAAUGCAGUAAGCUUUGUUGAAGUGACUGACAUGCACAAGUAAUUGCACUGAAUGUACAGCUGCAGAUUAAGAUAAUGUAUGGACUAACAAUGUCAAUGUACUGAUUGCUCAAGUGUUCUUUUAUCAUAGCCAUGAACCAUCAAUGCAUAUAUUUAAAACAUAGCCAUACAACAGUUAUAUUGGUAUAAAUAGCCAUGUUCAAGCUAACAAAACAGUAGCAAGUUAUAUACUGAAGAAGCUAAUCAACAAACUGUCAAUAGUCCAGUUUAAAUUGAAAAAUAUCAUGUUUACAAUGUGGUGGAAUGUAAAUCUUUUUUUUUUUUUUAUUAAUGUUUUUUUCUGUAAACUUUUGUACAUACUGCAUCUUGUAAAUAAAAAAACAUGCAGCCA